Messenger RNA from Boleophthalmus pectinirostris (great blue-spotted mudskipper), 1301 nucleotides. Its product is annotated as membrane-spanning 4-domains subfamily A member 4A-like. The record is from RefSeq and is a predicted model, not a curated record. Lineage: Eukaryota; Metazoa; Chordata; Actinopteri; Gobiiformes; Gobiidae. The transcript has 6 exons. The coding region runs from base 133 to 831 and encodes 232 amino acids.
GCACAGGGACACGCUCAGGGCGGAACCAUGGAAAUAUAACGGAGCUUGUGCGCACAGAGGAGAAAGUUCAGACAGCGGGACGUGAAAUCUGUGGAAACUGCGCAUAAGUGACGCACAGCGCGCACCGGCGACAUGGCAGAAGCGGCUGUUGUGGACGCGGACACGGGACUGUCCCACAGUCCUCUGGUGUCUGUGUCCUUCCAGGGGAACGAGAGGAGAAAGCUCAAGUUUCUGGAGGGAGAGCCCAAGGCCCUGGGGGUGGGUCUGUCUUUACUCUGUUAUUGUGUUUUAUUUUACAUAAUUAACAAUUAUGUCCCUGCCAAUGUCCAGAUCACCCAAAUAUGCCUGAUCCUCUUCCAUGAAAGCUGUAUAGCCUCCUUUGUGUACACUGGUCUGAGCAGAUGGUCAAUGAAUAUAACAUAUAUCAUUGCAUCGGUUUUUGUUUUAAUUGGAGGAUGUUUGGCCAUAGCAGCAAAAAAUCUGCAUCUUCCUACGAUCAGGGCUUGUCUGGUAAUGGAGUUUUUGUCCAGUGUGGCCUGCUUUUUCAACAUACUCUUCAUCCUGAAUGACAUGCAAUUUUAUUUUCCUUGCCAUUACUCUUCAACAAACCAAGACAAACUACACUGCAAGAACCUGAGUAAUGCCCAUAUGCAUCUUUUUGCUGAGUUACUGCUCGUCCACGUCGCUCUCUUUGCCAUUUCUGUCACUCUGAUGGUCUACGCCUGUAAAGGUGGUCAACUGCUGCUCUCCUCCUCAAAGAGAGCCGCUGUUAGUGAUGCAAGCCCCUCUGAGGACAGCUGGAACCAAGACUCAUCAUUUACUCCAGUGUGACACAAAUGUCCCUCAGUAAUAACAGCAUGUUUGUUAUGACACCUACAAAUAUUAUCUACACAUUUAUUACAUCUUCAGGAACAGUUUUUUGCACUUUAUGUACACAUUUUUGUGAUUCUGUGUUACAACAAGUCUUAUCAUAUUGUGAUUUACACUUUUAUAAAUAAAAGUAUAGAUAUUUGUAUGUGUGCUGUUUUUAGUUAAAUAGUAAAAGAAUUUAAAAUGACAUUACAUGAUUUUUGACAAUUCAGACAAUACAAUAAACGGCCUUGAUAAAAUUCAUGUGAUUAUUAAAUUGUUGUCGUGUGUAGACAGUGUUGGGAAGGUGACUUUUAAAAUGUUUUCCCCUACAGAUUACAGAUUACAUACACCAAAAUGUAGUUUGUAACAUAAUCCAUUAAAUUACUUAAAGUGAGUAACGUAAUCUGAAUACUUUGGAUUACUUGAUUUGCUGUAGAGAAGCAAAGACG